Messenger RNA from Dibothriocephalus latus, 525 nucleotides. Lineage: Eukaryota; Metazoa; Platyhelminthes; Cestoda; Diphyllobothriidea; Diphyllobothriidae. The record is from the annotation of a GenBank genome assembly.
GUUCGGGAGAGGAAUCGGCGCGGCUGGUGGAGUUCUGGUCGCCCACAGGGUCGGAUAAUUCUGGAGAUGUUAGAAAACUACCUCACAGAGGUAGAUCCCUUGACGAGCAUCACUUAUCUCUGCUCACUCGGUUCCAUCGCAUCCUAUUCCGUGUGCGUUUACACCUUCGACAUUGACUGGAGUUUUGUCAAUCUGACUCUCGACUCAUACUGCCCCAAGCUCUGUGAUUGUCGCCUUCUACCUCGAAUGAACCAGUUACCACCUGACCCCGCAGCAACUGGUAACGAGCCCUCUUCCGCGCCGCCACCUACCAGUAAACAGCCCCAUCCUAUCUUCGAAUUUAGGGAUGAGGACUAUGUGAACACUGUAGUCACUCCGACGUAUCGAAACCUCGACCAGCCGCCCCACUACUAUGUCGCAGAAAUUCGGUACGAUCGUUGUGUCCUCUUUCUCCUCCUGACGAGGAAAUUUUUCCGUUGGUGCAAUGCAGAUUACGGUUACUGUUUUUUUCUGGCUUUCCCAUGA